Molecule: messenger RNA, 9526 nt
Organism: Monomorium pharaonis (pharaoh ant)
Lineage: Eukaryota; Metazoa; Arthropoda; Insecta; Hymenoptera; Formicidae
Gene: fra
Product: neogenin
Biological process (GO): cell-cell adhesion
Cellular component (GO): membrane
Molecular function (GO): protein binding
Source: RefSeq, a predicted model, not a curated record
UCAACGCGGGAGGCUUGGACUUCACUAUCGAGCCGCGGGAUGUGGUGGUGGAGCAGGGAGGUCCUGCGAGACUGGACUGCGAGGCAAAGAGCGUCUUCGGGACGCCAACUAUACAUUGGCGUACGGACGACGGUCAACCGAUCACGUUCAUCGGGGAUAGUUAUCGAUCACAGCUAGCGAAUGGAUCCUUGUACAUAAAUAGCGUGUACGCUGGUAGUGCAGAAUUAACUGGAAGUUAUCAGUGCUUAGCCUCCAUAGACAAUGUCGGAGCGAUUGUUUCUCGGCCAGCUACAAUUAAACUAGCGAGCCUCCCCGGUUUUGAAAGGGAACCUCAGGAUACCAUGGUUUAUACAGGACAGAUUGCAUAUUUAAGUUGUGCGCUGCCGGCUUCCUCGAGUCUGUUAAAGAUACAAUGGUUAAAGGAUGAACAUCCUUUAAUGCUCGAUAAAAGUCGAAUGACAAUCUUACCGUCAGGCGCAUUAGAAAUCGACGAUGUUCAGUAUCACGACGUAGGAUCGUACAGAUGUAACGCUAGCGGCUAUGGCCAAUAUAGACUGAGUAACAAAGCACAAUUAGGUUUAUUAUCUAGUGACAUCGAUGAGGGGUCCAGCGCUCCAGUAUUCAUCGCACAACCUCUGCAACAAAUAGCCACUGAAGGAUCUGAUGUGACACUGGAAUGUGCUGCCAACGGUUAUCCAAAACCGACGAUUCUUUGGCUUAAAGAUGGUAUCGCUCUUGAUUUGACGUCACUCGACUCUAGAUAUCGCAAACUCGCAGCCUCUAGUCUCAUGAUCAUGAAUAUCAGAGAAUCGGAUCAUGGUUCGUAUCAGUGUCGCGCGGAAAAUAUGGUUGAAUCUUUGGACGCAGUUGCUGAAUUAAUCGUACAAGUUCCACCGAAGUUUGUAAAGAAGCCGGAGGAUAAAGUGGCAAGUGAGAGUCAGGAUCUAGAAUUUGAAUGCGAGAUCUAUGGAAAACCGGAACCGAAAAUUACCUGGUUGAAGAACGGCGAACGUAUCACAUUGAGUGCAUACUGGCAAAUUGUCAACGGAUACAAUCUGAGAAUCAAUGGACUGUUACCCAUAGAUGCAGGAAUUUUCCAAUGCAUGGGAGUGAACCCUGCUGGUAGUAUUCAAGCCUCAGCACGUCUCACGAUUAACCAGCCUAAGGUAGCAAAUCCUCAUAGAACAACUACUCCCAAGACAGUUCCUAAGAAAAAAUUAUUACUGCAUCGGCAGUUGUAUAAUAAGACGUGGCAGCAUCCGAGCACUCUCUUAGGACACACAUUCUCGUCACAUAUGCCGAGUCCUCCACUUUCAAUAAGUCCCUCCGAUGAUCCCGCAGAUCUCCUUCCGAGUUCGUUUAAAUAUCCUAAUUCCCUUUACAAUCCGGACUCCCAUUUUAUAGAUGAUACAGACAUUCUGGAAGCGUUUGACGGAGGUGGUGUACCCUCACCACCGAGAAACUUGAGUCUCGUCAUCGUUACUGCAAGAUUCGUUACGCUACGGUGGCAGGAGCCAGAAAACGCGAACAGUGACACUCUCAACUAUUUCAUACAUUACAAACAGGAGGGAGCCAUGAGGGAAAGAGUUGUCAACACACAGCAAAAGCUAGAGGCUAUGAUACGUGGUUUGCAGCCUAGUAUGACGUAUCAAUUCCAUGUGGUUGCACAAAAUUCUCGAGGAAUGAGUGCUCCUAGUGAAGUAUUACAAGUUACAACGUUAAUAGAGGCUAACGUUCCCGGACCUCCAAUGAAUCUGGAAGGUCAUGCGACGAGCAGCAUGAGUAUUACUUUAUCAUGGGAGGAGCCACAAGUUAUAAAUGGUCGAAUAUCUAAAUAUAUUAUUACAUUUAUGGAGGGCGACGGUGAAGAGGUAACGCGUGAAACUACUAGUACAACGUAUGAAUUGGUAGAUCUCGUGCCUUAUACGGAAUACAGUAUUAGAGUUCAAGCGGUCAAUGAAAAUGGUCCAGGCGCGUUUAGUAAGGAUAUCAUGAUUCGGACUCACAGCGCACAACCGACGCAACCACCACAUAACGUUACUUUAGAAGCAGCUAGUUCGACGAGUAUUAUCAUAAGAUGGGAACCUCCGCUCGAGGGACAGAAUGGGAUCAUCACAGGUUAUAGAAUACGCUACCGCAGAUAUCCGCACGACCCCCGAUCCGGAGAUCGGCGAUCCCCGAUCACUGUGACAACUGAAGGAAAUCAGCGUUUAUACGUACUCAAUGGGCUCGAGAAACAUGUUGUGUAUCAAGUUCGCAUAUGUGCCUUCAAUGUCAAUGGAACUGGACCUUGGACGGAAUGGAUGAAGAUAGAAACGUACGAGAACGAUUUGGACGAAACAAAAGUACCUAAUAUACCCAGUAAUUUGAAAGUGAAUCCGACGGCGGAUUCUAUACUAAUAUCGUGGCAUCCCCCGAAAGAUCAAAGCAUUAAAGUAAGAAAGUAUAAAUUAGGCUGGGGCAAAGGUUAUCCCGAUGUUGAGAUACAGGUUCUUGAUGGAAAGCAACGAUCCUACGCUAUUAAGCCUAUAGAACCAUUGACGGAGUACGUAAUAUCUUUAAGAGCAACAAAUAAUAAUGGUGAUGGUCAACCAGCAUACGCGAAUGUGAGAACUCCUGAACGUUUUGUAUCUGAAUCCGCAGUGCCUUUAAUACCACCUGUUGGCCUUAAAGCUAUCGUGCUCUCGGCUUCUACUGUUGUACUCUAUUGGACAGAUACGACCUUGUCGAAAAGUCAAUAUAUCACCGAUAGUCGAUACUACGUGGUACGUUAUACGUCCUACCAUCAUAGCAGCAGCCCAAGAUACAAAUAUUACAAUGCUACUGAUCUCAACUGCAUGAUUCAUGAUUUAAAACCCAACACGCAGUAUGAAUUUACUGUUAAACUGGUCAAGGGUAAACGAAGCUCGCCAUGGAGCAUGGUCGUUCUAAAUCAAACGCAAGAAGCUGCGCCUAGCACGGCACCUCGGGAUCUGAUUAUUCAAACUAUCGAAGAUCGUCCAACUUCCGUUCUACUGCGAUGGCAACCUCCCAAGCAACCUAAUGGACAAAUCACAGGAUACCUUAUAAGUUAUUCCACUGACAACACGAAAUGGGACCGCGAUUGGCUAGUUGAAGGUGUCAUUGGCGACAAGGUGGAUGCUAUCGUGAAGGGGUUACAGUCUAACACAUUAUAUUACUUCAAGAUCCAAGCACGUAACUCGAAGGGAUAUGGGCCAUUCUCCACGACAGUCUCAUUUAAAACGCCACAAAGCAAUGGCAUGGAUGAUGAAUUGCAUGGUCGAGAUGGCCGAGGCUUCUCUAAUAUAUUGAUUUACAUCAUAGUGGGCCUUUCUAUCGUUUUUAUCACUGCUAUAUCGGUAGUGGUCGUGGUGUGCUGCAAACGUAAUCCAAACUCGCCAGAUCGAAAGAAAGGAUAUAUGAAAGAUUCGAAUCAGAAAACAAAUAUUAAACCACCGGAUUUGUGGAUUCAUCAUGAUCAAAUGGAGCUGAAGGCGCUUGAAAAAUCAUCACUAAAUGGUGAAGCCUCUACUAGCGGUGUCACCAGCAAUACGCUACCAAGAUCAAGCAAUCCAGACUAUAAUCAAGAUAACAUACAUGGAAAUUCCAGUUCACUAGAUAAACGUACUUACGUGCCAAGUUAUAUGGGUAAUACUGACGAGAAGUGCUCAACCCUGAGCAGACAACACAGUCGUGGAAGCCAUAAACCUAAAUUAAUUACACUUCCCGUUGAUAGUGCACCUUUGCAUCACCCUAUAGCCACGGCUACGCCAAUUGUGAACAGCAGCAUGUCCCAGCCAACUAUUCACACCUCGUGCAGCGAUACAUCAUCAGUGAGACAGAACUAUCCACGAACGGUCGCUCAAUAUAGCUUAAAUCGCGCGCAUGUCACGUUAGAACCAACUCCAGAAUCCAGCCCAGAUUCCAGUAACAUACCUAACUCCUCGUACGAGCCAUUACAGAGUCAGUUGUCAUAUACGAGCGGACAGUCGUACAGUGGAAACACUCAAUAUACCUCCGGUCAUUAUGGUAAUAGCACUCAACCGAUGAGUAAUACCGUUGGGGUAGAGAAUAAUGCUAGCAAGCGGUUACAAGGCCAUCCUCUUAAGAGCUUCAGCGUGCCGGCUCCUCCGCCGCAGAGUGCCCCUUCAACGCCAGCGCAACAGAAGCAUGGUGUGUCACAAGUGACAGUAAGGCCAACAAUGUCCGGAAGUCCGUACAAAAAACCGCAAAGUUCGUCGUCGCAAUUAACGAAGAAUCGCUUAGCUUCUGUGUCAAAUCCAGCGCAUACGUCAGAGGAAGUUGAACGGUUAAAGCCUUCGUACAGCACCGAAGAAUUGAAUCAGGAAAUGGCCAACUUAGAGGGUCUUAUGAAAGAUCUGAAUGCCAUAACAGCAUCGGAAUUUGAAUGCUAAAGUAGGUUCCUAAACCUUGUGCCAUCCUAACUGAUGGAUAGACUGCAAUGCCACAUUCUCAAUGUUAGUACCUGAGAGGUAAAAUUAAUCGUUAUUUUGUCCCCAUUUAUGUUGAAUUCUUUCCCAAUAAUUUCGUACGAUUAUUAUCAGGAUUACGUAUAAAAAACGAACAUAAUUAGCGUCGAUGAACGGCGCAAUUAAUACGUGAUCCAAAUGUUCAAUUUAACAAUGUAAUUGAGACAUGGCAGACAACGGCUCACCAGAUUAUUCCGUCGUGUUUUUCUCUCUCUGGUACUAGCGUUGUUCAUUUUGAGUGUAAAACUCAAUAUCGUACUUGCCAAUGUGUAAUCUGACAGCGUCCUGUUUUUGCGACGUAUUUUUUUGAUAACACGAGCAAGUGUCGUGCCGCAAUCGGCCGUCGAGAAAGCUCGAUAAACGCUUUCAUGUUUAUAGACGUUUAUAUAAUAUAAUUGCGUAUAAAUGUGCUGGACGCGUAUACCGAUCGGAACCUAAAUUAUCCGACACGAUCAAUUUUGGCGUGUUUUUCUACGAUGUGUGAAAGUCAAUGUACAAUAAUAUAAUCAAGUCGCGCAAGCAAAGAUUGUCGCAAAGACAUCUUUCUUUAUCCUCUUUUUGUUUAAAUAUCUACGUCAUUAAAAAUCCAAAAUAAUUUAAUCGAAUGAUACCCCUUGAGUAAAUACUAUGCUUUUAUGCGCGUUGAUCUGAGUGGUUUUGCCUAAAGGGAAAAGAAGAAAAUCGCCUUGCUGUCCCCAACGAAAAGCCUCAAGCGUCACUUGUCGCUAUUUCAUGUAUUCGUAUAAUUAUAUUCCUCAUCGACUCGCUAAUGAUGCCAUAUUUACGCUUGAAAAGAUGGGGGGGACACGUGUGAGCCAGUUCGGUCCAAGAUGAUAUAGGCGGAGAAUAGAAAUAUUUAUUCUAUUUUUGUAUCUAUUAAGAUCGGUUUGCGAUGAGUUUUAUUGUGCACAUUUUAUAUUCUGAAGUCUCUGGCAAAACUUAUCCGCAUUUUUACAAGAUUAAUUUAGAAACGGAAUAAGUUUUUACAUUUAACGGGACUGAUCCAUAGAACUGAUGACUUGCUCGAUGUAAGCGCGAUGUAAGUUCAGUGAAAAUUUUUUUUAGAAUUUUUCAUAUAAUUUUUUAGAAUUUUUCAAAAGGUAAGGUACUUUUUUGUAAGAUACUUAAGCUGAAUAAAGCCCGCUUAAUUUACAUAUAAUAUUAUAAUAUAAUUUAUAUAUAAUAUAAUAUUUUAUAUAAUAUAUAUAAUAUUUAUGUAAUAGUUUUCAAAAACUAUUAAAAAUGAAAUUUAUUAAAAUCUUAUUUUGAACUACUAAGAGUAUCUUAUGAUUUUAUAACUUUCUAAAAACUCCUCAGAUUUUUUAAAUUUAAAUUGAAACAUCACACUCCUCAUUUGAUAAUUUCCAAAGAAGAUUUACUUGAAUUAAUUUAAGAUAUUUUUUUUAGAAAUUUUUAUGAAUGUAAAAUUUGAAAAAUUCUUAAAAAUAUUAUGAUAUAUUACAAAAAUUAUUUUCACUAAGGAAUAUUUUGUUUUACGCUUCAGUAACUCGUUUCGGACAAUCUUCGUAUGUUUGUGUUAAGCCGCUCUAUACGGGUGCACUCGACAUACCAGGCAGCUUGUAUUUAAAAAUGAUUUUAUGCGCGUAUCUUUUGUUGAACCAAUCACCUAGUAUAUAUUACGAUCUCAUUGGAAAAUAUUAUUUUAGAGUUAAUUGAUUGUAGGCGAAUAAUUAUGGGUAUUAUAUGAUAGGCUGUUUAGCGUAACAAGGUCCAUUUUUUAGACAUCGGUCGCGAAAGAUACGCGAGACUCGUACGCGGAAAUUUUUUCACGAGAUUAAGCAGCACAAUACUUUCAGACCGAAAUUCGUACCAAUACUUUCAGAUCCGUCGUUAUGCUUCGAGAAUUCAUAUGUUCCAGUGCAGAGGUAAAAAAAUUGCGUUAUUCGACGAAUGUGGUUCGCUUGAAAAUAAGCUUCAUUCUCUCCCCCGUGUCGCCCUUGCAAGUUAAAGUAUUAUUAAAGAAAAAAGUUUGUAUACAGAUAUUUUUAGUGGGAUAUAUACAUACUUCGUAUGUAGAUUUGUAUUUUACUUACUCGGGAACGCGAUCGGGAGAACGCAGCUUUUAGGAGAAAUUUUGUAAACUUAUAACGCAAUGCUCAAUUCUCACUGGCGUUGGAAAUCGUCGAGAUAUAUACAUAUGUCCAUAUUUCUCUAUCCAGAUACAUUUUCUAUAAACCACUUACUGCCAAUUCAUUAAUGCAUAUCUAUCAAAGUACAUACGUACAUAUUUCCUUCCAAUUGCUAAACAUUUUAUCUGAUGAAACAUUUAAGGAAACGCACAGGGGCGCGUUCGAAUUCAAAUUCGGAUCAAUGAAAUACAACGAUUGUCAUUGCUGCGAAAUAAUAAUAUGCUUAUAGAAUUUCGAAUCGUACUCGACCACUUUUGGGACACUUUUAUAUUUUCAUAGCGUUUCGAAGCAUUGUACAAAGAUCUUGUAUAUUAAGGACGUUAUACGCGACGCGAGAUGGGAAGAAUUCGAGUGAUAUAAGUUGAACGUCUUCUUUUACUUUAAGACAAACUUAUAUAUAUUACUGGGAGACAGGAGAUAUUUAUUUAUGAUUAAAUUGAAAAAUCACAAAAAUGCUAGUCGACAUUCAAGUUAUCCAGAGAAAGAAGCAGUUUUUGAAACUAAUUAUUGAGUCGGCAAAUAAGUUUGAUCGUUUUUUGUAGUGAAAUAAAAUACAAUUUUUUUGAUACACAAAAUAAAUUUCAUUCAAUUAUUGACCACUUUUUUCCAUUUUUUAUCGCUCGUCAACAUCCGCUUUAAAAAUGGAUCGUUUUCUCGACGUUUCCGCGAAUAGUAGAUGGAUAUGCGAGUGACCAAGUCUCGAUUAAUUCAUGCAAUAUCCAAACAUUAAGCCAAAAAACAUAUACCAGCUGGUACAAAUAAUUUUCUACGCGUAUGGGAUAUAUUAAGAAUGUCAAUCUCCUGCAUUAAUUGGGAUGGAUAUGUAUCGAUGAUUAUCUUGAUAUCACUUGAAUCAGUUUCAAUCGGAUGACCGAAGCAGGGCGUAUCAUUGACGUCGAAAUCUCCAGAACAAAAUUUAGCAAAUUACUUUCUGGCAUACGUUUUGUUAAGGCAUCAUUGCCACGACAUAUCGUUUUAUGAGUCUCCGCAGUUUAUUUGCCUUUUUUGAAAUAAUAGAGCAAAAUGUGACGAUAAUGCACGUUAUUUACUUCCACAGCUGUGCAAUACAUACAAUACUAAUGUUAGCCAAACCAAAAUUUACAGAAAGGUAAUGUGAAAUAUGAUCUUUCAAAUGCGCAUGCGAUUUGCGCGAUGGCGUCUAGAAAAAAGAGUGAAUCAGAAUGAACCUGCAAUGAAGCAAAAACCGAGCGAACUUAUUUGUCAACUUAAUAUUAGUUAUGUCGAUUCUUUAUAUAUAUAUACAUAUAUAUCACUCACUUCCCAGUAACUCGCAUGAUAUGAAUCUUGAUAUAGCAUCCUGAUUUUCGGAUGCGUUGCGAAAAAAGUAAUAGGCGAUACUCUCUAGUAUAGGCGCUGCCAAAUUUUGUGACAGACUCCUCGCGGAUUUGGAGUCUUUCAAGCACAAUGGGAAAAAUAAUUUUUGUAUCAUAAUUUUUGUAUUUAGAGUAUCGCAUGUUAUUUGCCGGUGCGACAGUACGUAGAUGAUAUCGCCCGACGCGCGAUUUACAUGUACAUAGAACAAUUUUAAGUUAAUAUUACUUUUGUCUUAAGUAUUUUAUGUGAAUUGAUAUAUUUGCAAAUAUAUUAUUAAAUUUAUAUUAAAAAAAUAUAUAUUUUGUGAAUCACAGUAAGUGUAAUACUUUAAUCAAAAAUAUUAAAUUUAAAUCAAAAUUUGAUUUGCUUAUUAUUCCGAUAAAUUUUUUUGCAAUAUUUUUCGAAAGAAUAUGCAAAUUUUUUUUUUAGUACACAUGAUCUAAUUUUUUCUAAAAAUUGUGACGAGUAUAUGUUGAUUAUUAAGAUUAUGGAGAAAAUAUUUUUUUCAAAAAGAUAACAGUUUCUUAAAUUAAAAAAAACCUAAUUAGAUAAUCGCUCUUCUUAGAAUUGAUUUUUUUUGUGAAUUAUAACAUUGUGAAAAGAAAAAUGUUGCAAGCAUUGCCAGUGUUUGAUCGCACCGGACUUCGUUCAUCAAACGUAACAGUUUUAUAUUUUUUAUAUACAUAAGUUAGUUAAAAGAGAAUGUGUUAUUAAAUAAGCGCGCGAUACGUUUUUCUCGAAGAGACACCGACGUUUUGCACUGCGUUGUUGUUUUUAUGUUGACGGUAUGUUGAGCAUUGUGCAAGCUUUUUGUAAUCGCGAGAGGAAACAUAUAAGAGCUAUAUCGAUAAAGAGAACAGCUUGUACAUUAAGUAUAUAUAUGAUAUAUAUAUAUAUAAAAGUUGUAUCUAUAUUGCGCUGUUGAGAGAAAAAAAAGCGUCGGCUACUUUUUAAUUGAAGAACAGGCCUAUUCAGAAGGCCUGUGAGAAUAUUUUACCACAAAAGUAUAAUUAGCGUAUAACUAUAGCAUAAAUAGCGUAUAUAUUUAUCUAUAUAACAUUAAUUAUUUAUUGAUUAUUUCUUUUUCGUUUGCGUGUGCGCGCCGAUUUUUCCGGAUAAACAGACGAAAACUUACGAAACAUUAGAGGCUGGUUUGCAUUCGACCGUCGCGUCGCGUAAAAUACAGCUCCGAUUCUCACAUUACUCAUCAACGAAUCGAUCAUCCGCAUUUGCAUUUAUAAAUUAGUUAGGUAAAUCAAUUAUCUAGAUUAACAUUCACAUGAAAUUCGACGAUGUAUAAUCGGCGAAAGAACGACCGGCUUAUCGAUGUACAUAAAUAUGAAAAAAAUAACACCGCCAUUUUAUAUAAGAGAUGAUCAAGUAUUUAUAUAUAUUAUAUAUUAUAUAUAUAAGCUAUUAUAUAUACAAUUCUUAUAUUUGUACGAUAUACGAUAUAAGAAAGCCCGCCCCGAGACAAAACAUUCAUAACAAGUGUGUGAUAAUAUUUGUAAAACUUGAUAUUCAAUAAACAAUUUUAUGUUCUUUACAAAA